AUGUCGACAACUGCUCACGUAGUAGAUGGAGAAGCAUCAGAAUCGGACUCGGAAAUAGAAAUGGGUAAAUCACCAGAUUCCAACUUGUCGGCCUCAAAAGCUUUUAUUAUAUCUGGAGAGGCACCGGAAUCAGAUGAUGAAUCAAAGCUGCCAUCACCAACAAGUGUGAACGAGUCGGAUGCUCCUCUUCGUGUGGCAAUGUCACCGCAGAGCACGCAGACUAAGUUGUACAAUUCUAUACUCCAUCAGAAGUUAUGGGAGUGCAACGUGUCACUGAGAGCGAACCUCGAGGGCUUGGUGAAACACACCACUGACAUAUCGGUGGAGAAGUUAACAAAAGCAGACAAAACACUGCUCAGUGUUCAGGAAAGCAUGCGAGCAACUAAUGCCAACCUAACACUGGCACGUGCAAGAUUAAAGCAAAUACAUGCCGAAUUAGAAAAAGCUAAUUGUAGUAGUGCAUUGCCAACUGUUAAAAUUAAAUAG
Parnassius mnemosyne (clouded apollo) is the source of this 486-nucleotide messenger RNA. NCBI's taxonomy places the organism in Eukaryota, Metazoa, Arthropoda, Insecta, Lepidoptera, Papilionidae. The record is from the annotation of a GenBank genome assembly.